This is a messenger RNA of Andrographis paniculata, 1179 nucleotides long. Its product is annotated as putative F-box protein At3g17490. NCBI's taxonomy places the organism in Eukaryota, Viridiplantae, Streptophyta, Magnoliopsida, Lamiales, Acanthaceae. Bases 1 to 1179 code for a protein of 392 amino acids. Gene Ontology annotation, molecular function: protein binding. The transcript has a single exon. The record is from RefSeq and is a predicted model, not a curated record.
AUGGCGGAUAACAAAUCGAAAUUUGUGCCCGACGACGUUAUCUUUGAGAUACUGACAUGGCUUCCGCCGGAGACUCUUAUCCGCCUGAAGACCGUCUGCAAACUGUGGAAUUCGACAAUCUGCGAUUCCAAAUUCAUAAGUAAGCAUCGAUCCAACUUCGGCGACUCCCGACGCAACAAAAACAAUAUCGGCCGCAUUAUAAUCCCCACGACAUCAAUCAGGUUUGGUUCCUUCAAUAUACACAAAACUUUUGUGUUACCAGAACACAAUUUACGUGCAACCUUUGAAAAUGUGGAAUUCGUCAAUGAUUCAGAAGGACCUUUAAGUUUGACAAUUUACGGUUCCUGCAAUGGCGUCCUUUGUUGCAUGUCUGGUUCCAAUCAUCUAAUGGUAUGCAAUCCUUGCAUCGGGCGUUCGAUAUUGAUUCCAAAUUCUCCAUCUCGUUGCUUUCACUUUCGGGGGGAUUUUGGGAUUGGCUACGAUUCAGAAAGAAACGAUUACAAAAUUGUGAAUAUGACCGAAAAGUGUUUGGCACACGUUAGUAUUGCCGAAGUUUUUUCGUUAAAGUCGAAUUCAUGGAAAGAAAUAGAGUCUCCGGUGAAAGAAAUAGGGCUUCCGUGGCGGGAAUUAUUCAUUGUGGGAAUGUCGAUUUAUAUAUCCGGAUUUAUCCACUGGCUUUGCACUUCGUUGAACAAGUCUAAAAUAUUGCGUUUCGACGUUGCGAAUGAAGUUUUUAGCGAGAUGGAAUUGCCAAUGGAGAUUGAUAGGUGGCGCUACGGCGUUGCUUCCAUUGCUGAAGCGAACGGUUUGCUUAGCCUCACGGUUCUGAAGAAAUAUCCGGACAUCUUUGAGGUGUGGACGAUGAAUGAAUACGGAGUUUUGGGUUCAUGGAUUCGACGGUUCGAAGGACGGGUCCCUCAUCAUAGCAAAAUUGUGUCUAUAGGGUUAACUAUUGAAUGCAAAAUUAUGAUGUGCUUGUUAAGUUUUCGUGUGACUAGUAGUGGAUUUUUAAGACAGUAUAACAACAAAUGGAAUAGGGAAGCUAAGGAAAAUAUAUUGCUUGCUGUGGUCGACCUGAAAACGCCGAAUCGUGUCUAUAGCACUCGACUACUUGAUUAUCCUUACCACCGUAUGUUGGCCUUCAAAGCUAGUCUCGAACUUCUUGAUUAUGUUGCGUGA